Mesorhabditis spiculigera is the source of this 1914-nucleotide messenger RNA. The record is from the annotation of a GenBank genome assembly. NCBI's taxonomy places the organism in Eukaryota, Metazoa, Nematoda, Chromadorea, Rhabditida, Rhabditidae.
AUGGAGACCGGCCCACUGGAUUGGCAACAACUUUCCGGUAUCCUAAAGGAAUACAACGAUGAACACACCCUCUUGCUGGAAACUCUCGCCACGCAAGGCCUCGCGAUGCGGCAGGCCUGCAAAAAGAAAUCGCUCGUUCUGAAGCUGCACAACGGCCGCCGCAUUAUCUAUGGUAUCUCAAAGGUGCCGCAGGCGGCAUAUUUCGGUGCGGGAGCCGCCGUCGCUGCGCUAUCGGGACCGGCAGUUAUCCCGAUUUGUGUCGCCUGCGGGGCCGCAUGCUAUUUGAUCACGACUGUCUGGGAUGGGGCGCAAACCGACGAGUUCGAAGUGAGAAACGUGCCGGAAAGCCACAUAUCGAUGAACGUCUGUGAGGCGGUAGGGCACCAGGAGCAGCCGUCCACCAUGCACGCGUUCUCAUUGCAUGCCACCAUGGAGAAGACCGGAGCCGCCUUGUCACUGUCCCAAAUGGACCGACUAUUCACGUUGGGGAUGAUACGCGCUUCUAUGGAAGACCAGACGGUGGUCAGGCUGAUCCGGGACAAGAUCCUGCCGCCGAUAAGCGGAUCGUCGGUUGGCCGCAGAAACGAGAAGGCAUAUCAUCCCCUCAUUUCGGAGUUGAUCAUGCGAAAGGAAGCCGAACUGAACCUGGUCGAGCUCUAUUCAUUUCUCCAAUUUAUCAUUCGCUCCAAUCACCUCGACAGCUUCUAUCGUGUCACUGGGUAUUCGCGUUUGAUACAUGGUGCGCAGCCUACAAGCGUCUUGCAGCAGGGUUCGCGGCAGCAACAACUACAGAAUUCGGUGAGGGUAAACACCUACAACAGGGGCCAGGCGAAACCCCACAAAAUGUUGAAGCUGUGCCUCUUUAACGAGGAGAGGCCCCAAGCCAUCGAAGAGAAUUUCGCCGAAUUGCUGCGCAUCGUCGAUGGUAAGCCGGUAAUUUUUGUGGGACUAUUCGGCCCGGCACGCCAGGGAAAAACGAUGCUGCUGGAACUGUUUAGACUCCUCGGCCUGGGAACGACAAAUUGGGAUCGCUGGAAUACGGAGAUCGGGGGUCCUGAAAGCAUGCAUUUCGUCUCCGGCAGUGACGCCAUCACCGAAGGCCUAGAAGUGUCAUCAACACCGAUUCUAGCCAGGGAUAAAAAUGGAAAAGAGUGUUACAUUCUGUUGAUCGACACCCAAGGGAUGUAUGUCGCCGGCGAUCCGGCUGCGAAGAGCAACUUCGUCCAUACCAUUUUUGCGACCGGCAGCGUUGAUGCGCUCAACUAUGACCGAUUGGCACAAAAUAUCGAAAGACCGGCCGAUGAGGCGCUGCUGAGAGACAACUUCAAGCCGGUACUCUUUAUCGUGGAUAGGGACACAAAAAAUCCCCUUACUGGCGUCGAAACAGGCCUGUAUGCCAGGCUUUGCAAAAUCGAUGGGUUCAAAAGUCAAACUGCCGACGUGUUGGACCGCCGUUUCGCCGAUGUCCACCUGAUUUUGGGUGCCUUUGCCGAAGAAGUCGGCCAACGAACCUGCGCACAUUUUCUGGAGCUUUUCACGGCAUCGCGCCAUCAGAUACUGGAAGCAUCAAAUGAGCUACGGUUUGAUGACGCCAUCGCCGAAGUGCAACGGCUCAUUGAAAAUGUUAGAGCGUUUCACGCCAAGGAGAUGCUGGUCGGCAACGAAGCCUUCAUUGCGCAAGAGUUCAGGAAACUUGAACCGCUUUUCCAUGCAAUGGUCGACGAUUUGACAAUGAUGCUCGCCGAAGAGCGCUUUCGCGCCGAUCUUCCUCAUUUGAUCCGGUCCAUGGCGGCUAGCUUGCCAGUCAACGUUGCAAAUAGAGCCGAAUGGCUGCAAAAUCAACUUUCCGGGCAGAUAGACCUUGCAGGCUCGGAGUAUCUGGCCGGCGCAGCGUACCAUAACCCCGGCCAGCCA